Messenger RNA from Rhipicephalus sanguineus (brown dog tick), 2204 nucleotides. RefSeq names its product serine/threonine-protein kinase Nek8. Gene Ontology annotation, molecular function: ATP binding; protein kinase activity. The record is from RefSeq and is a predicted model, not a curated record. Gene Ontology annotation, biological process: protein phosphorylation. Lineage: Eukaryota; Metazoa; Arthropoda; Arachnida; Ixodida; Ixodidae. The coding region runs from base 94 to 2040 and encodes 648 amino acids. The transcript is spliced from 16 exons.
UCCAGUGACGCUGCGAAGCUCCCAAGCGCACACUCGCACGAACAAUACCGUUCGCCGCGCGGAGUGAACAAAGUCGCAUCAGCCCUGCCAAAGAUGGACGCAUACAAGAAGAUUGAAGUGGUCGGAAGAGGCGCAUUCGGGGUCGUAACGCUGUACUCCGAGAAGUCCACCGGACGGAAAGUGGUCAUCAAGCACAUCCCUGUGCAGCAGAUGUCCAGAGAAGAGAAGGAAGGAUCCCUGAAUGAGGCCAAGGUGCUGGCUAUGCUGCACCAUCCCAACAUCAUCGCAUAUUACGACAGCUUCCUCGAGGAAAAGAGCUUGGCCAUCGUCAUGGAGUAUGCCCCAGGUGGAAACUUAUACGAUUACCUGAAGCAAAGAGGCCGUGCUCUGCUUUCCGAGAGGCAAGUGCUGAGCUACUUUGCACAAGUCUUGCUUGCCCUCGAGCACGUCCACUCGAGGCAAAUCCUGCACAGAGACCUCAAGACUCAGAACCUGCUUCUCAACCAAUGUCGCAGCAUCGUCAAGGUUGGCGACUUUGGCAUCUCAAAGAUCCUGAGCAGCAAAAGCAAGGCAGAAAGUCUCGUUGGCACUCCAAAUAACCUCUCGCCAGAGAUAUGUGUAGGCAAACCGUAUAACCAGAAGAGUGACAUCUGGGCACUAGGCUGUAUCUUGUACGAACUACUGACACUGAGAAGCCCCUUCGAAGGCAACCACGUGCCGAGUCUGGUGAUCAAGAUCAUCCGCGGAUCCUACGAGCCGGUGAGCGACCACUACAGUCCUCAGGUCCGUCACUUGCUUGAGCAGAUGUUGCAAAAGGAGCCAUCGCAGCGGCCGUCCGUCAAUCAGCUCAUGGCGCAACCCAUUCUGCUGCCUGUAAUCUGCAACCUUUAUCUGACAAUUGGCUCGCUACCCUGUGUUGCCCAGAAAGACCGUUUGUCUUCUACAGUGUCCCUGGCUACUCUCGGUCAAAGGUCCCGUGCGGGCUCUGGAGAUCUGUCGACAUCGCUGCUUGCUUGGGACAGCAAGAACAUGGCCACUAUUAAGCUAGAGGUGCCAGAUGGACAUGGCUGCAUUAGUGCCGUGGCCGUUGGAUUGGACACCGUCGUGGGCGUCACAGCAUAUGGAAGUGCCAUUGUUUGGAAAGUGACAGGCCAGUCGAAAGAGAAGACUUGCGAAGCAAAGGUCGUAAAGGACUACCACACUGACCGUAUAACCCACGCUGGUUGUGGAGCUGACUUCAUCGUUUUGCUGUCAGAACGCAAGAUACUUUUAUCCUGUGGACACGGGCAGUCGGGUAGCCUUGGUCACGGUGGCCAUUUUGACAGUGCAAGGAAACCCAAGAUAGUGGAAGCUCUUCUAGGUCACGAGAUAAUGCAUGUGGCCUGUGCGGCAUCACACGUUCUUGCCAUUGAUGAAAACCACGACGUCUUCGCCUGGGGAGAUGCCAGACAUGGAAUGCUGGGGAUCACUCUUUCCACUUCAACGGAUCUUCCCGUGAAAGUGGAGCUCCCUGCUGGCGUUUGUCCGACACGGUGUUUUUGCACAACAGACAGUAGCUACCUAGUCACAGAUGCAGGCGAGCUAUGGGCCUGUGGAAGCAACAGGAAUAAGAAGCUUGGCAUUCACGAUGGCACAAAAGAUGUCGGAGAGUUCACCCGAGUUCCUCGACAACUGUUUGCGGGCCAUCAUGUGGUGCACGUGACUGGCAACGAAAACACCACUGUGAUACUAACUGAUGUUGGUAUGGUCUUCCUUCUUGGAUCGCAACAAUGCUCUGCUGCCACUAACGUCGGCGCAACUGCCAGGAUGGUUUCUCUCGGAGCACAGGCGACACACGUUGGCUGUGCCGGAGAUGUGUUUGUAGCCGUACUCAAAGGCACAAAAUUCGUGCAGUGGAAACACCUAAAGGCGGCCGACAAACCAGAAGAGUUACACCCAGCACCACAGUUACCAGAAGGCGUCAAGGUCGUUGCACUCGCCUGUUCUGCUGGUAUCAUCGCAGCAGUUGUUGCCAAGGGGCACUCGUCAAAGAAAAGUUGAACAUGUUUCAACGUGUAUAUGUUCAGACUGAUGUAAAAUAACGUAAUGUGACUUUCUAUUAGCUAUUGCCAAGAUGUCAAAGCCUCAGUUGUGUGCACUGUUGCUGUAUGUUUCCUUCGGUCAAGUGCAAUUUUGUGAUAAAAUAAACAUUCAUUUUUCACUUU